AUCGACGCAAAUUCAAAUCAGUCAGGACAACAAAUCUCAAAUAUUGAAUGCCAAAAGUAAAAUUAAAGUUAUUGGUGAAGACAUGUAAGCAAGUUGCCAAGCUCUGUUGGAUAUUUCUAUAGCAAAAUAUCCUUAACCCAAUUCAACCAAUAUCCAAAACUAGAUUUUUUUAUGAAACAAAUGAAGACAGAAAUACCCAUUCCUAUACUAUAGCUAAACUUCCACAAUUUCGUUAGUCAUUCAAUUUUCAUCACAAAUAGAAAGUUCAACCAAUAUCCAAGACUAGAUUUUUUUUUAUGAAACAAAACGCCCACUACUAUACUAUAGCUAGCUUAAACUUCCACAAUUUUCAUUAGUCACUCAAUUUCCCACAAAAUCAAAAAGUAUGGCAGAUGAGGAUAUUUCAGAAAGCUUCAGUGAAUGGCAGCAAAUCCCAUCUCCAUCUCCAUCUUCACCUACAGUCAAUAAUAAUGAUACUCAAUUUUCCAAAGAAGACUUACCAAUUAAUGAUACUCAAAUAGCUGCUACAGAAAUUAUUACUUUGCCAUUGACUGAGGGUACUGAUAAUAAUAAUGAUGGGAUUCAUGAGAAAAGUGAAGGAAAUAAGUGGUUCAUCAAGAAGAAUUUAAGAGAAUUAAGUUCUUGGAUUGUUAAGCUUGCUUCCAAGAUCAGAAAUUAUGCUGCUUGUUUCACUUCUAAUAGAAGUAGAAUAUUGGCGGUGCUUUUGGUUUCCUUGUUUUAUUGGAUGAUACAGAAAAAAUGGAGGAGGCAAAGACAGAUUGAUACUUCUAAGAAACUUAUGCUUCUUAUCCAAGAAAAAGACCAGUAUGCUGAGAAUUGUGCACAAAAGCACACAAUUAUGCGCAAUUGGCAGAAACAUUACCUGAGUUGUGCACAAUUGCCCGCAGCAGCUCACAAUUGUGCGCAGUUGGCAGAAAUAUUACCUGAGUUGUGCACAAUUACCUGCAGAAGCGCACAAUUGUGAGCAGUUGGCAGAAACAUUACUUGAGUCGUGCACGAUUGUCCACAGAAAUGUAUAGUUGUGCGCAAGUUGACAGUUUACCUAGCUACAUUGGAGAGACCAUUUCAAAUAUGGGGAAGUAUGUCGACAGUUUGUUUGUAAGAUCUUCGGGAAUAGUAGCUUGAGUGUUAGAUCAUUCUUGUAAUGCCUAUAUUUGUCCUUUUUUUUGCUCCACCUCUCAAGUGUUGCACGCAGUGUCUGUUUUCAGAUUCUUUCUGUUAUAAGGUUCUUUUCCUGAUGCAUUCUGAACUUAGUAAAUUAUAUAUGGUUGGAAUCCAAGAGUGACUAAUGAGCAAUUUCUCAACUAAAAU
Lycium ferocissimum is the source of this 1332-nucleotide messenger RNA. RefSeq lists its product as uncharacterized. The record is from RefSeq and is a predicted model, not a curated record. Bases 386 to 985 code for a protein of 199 amino acids. Lineage: Eukaryota; Viridiplantae; Streptophyta; Magnoliopsida; Solanales; Solanaceae. The transcript is spliced from 2 exons.